UCGCGGCGCCACCGUUACCCUUGAGUCGUGUUCCUCCCUUAUCCAUCCCAACCCAAAGAUAUAUGUGGACGCCACUCUGGAGCGCGUGUCCAAAUUAAUACUCCCAGCAAGAGCAUCAUCCUCCCUGGUCACCGCAGCGCGGUCUGGGGCUAUACAAUUCUCUGGCUCCUGGUUGUUGCGAUUCGCAGAUUCUGCAAAGAAGAGGGGUUGACUGUAUUCCGGCCUUCCGGGAGUUCGAAAAUUCUUGGUUUCUUGAUGUGGAUACUGCUACCUUGCAAUGACAACGGGUGGCAAGAAGGGAAUUCUGUGAGGCUGUGAGCACAUGGUUGCCAGAGGUGCGUCCGCCCCCGUUCUGUAGCCCGGAAGAUGUGGUCUUCGUUGCAUGACCUUUAAUGAGUUGCUACGUGGUCAGCUCUAGCGGCGUUGCGGUCUGGUUCGCCGUAGAGGAGAGGAUCGGGCACCGGAGGGUUUGCGCAUGCAAGAUGUUCGAUGUCGGUCCCCAGAGGAGGAGGGUGGGGAGGCGCCUGGUGGGUUUUGCCAAGAAGAGGAGGCGUUCCAAGAGGCAGCAGCCAUGGUGGAAGGCGUGGUUCUCUGAUUGGAACGAUGAGGAAGAGAGCCUCGCCGGCUGGAGGGAGGAUGAUGAAUUGCUCCAGCAGGUUGUUAGCAACGAAGACCUGUCGGAGGAUGACAAGUUUCAGACGUGGAAGAGCAAGGCCGAGGCGAUUGUCGACCUGCGGGAAGCCCAGCAGGAUGCCGAAAAUGCAGAAGGGCGGUCAUGGGAGGAUUGGAUAGGUUGGGGCAGCACGUCCGGCGAUGGUGAUUGGGGCGGGGGUGGGAGCUUGUCGGACCAGAUAACGGAUGAUCCGACGGAGAUAGUGAGGGACAAGGGCAUCGCUGAAGCUUUUAGGGACUCUAUUGAUGAAGAUUACAACGACAUGUUGUUUGAGGACCGGGUUUUUCUAUACGCUUCGACGAAAUCGGCCAAAUUCCUAGCAUUGUUGAUCGUUGUUCCAUGGGUGUUGGAUCUUCUAGUACAUGACUAUGUUAUGAUGCCAUUUCUAGACAGGUAUGUCGAGAAGGUACCACUCGCCGCUGAAAUGCUUGAUGUAAGACGCAGCCAGAAGAUUCAGAUGAUAAAGGACCUAAAUAUUGAGAAAGCAAGAUUCCGUUUUGAAGUAGAGAUUGGUAAAUCUCCUCCACUUUCCGAUGAGGAGUUCUGGUCAGAGUUGCGGGAAAAAGCGGUAGAGCUGAGGGAUGAAUGGAGAUUAGAAAACCGACAAGCAUUUGCAAAUAUCUGGUCUGAUAUGGUUUAUGGGGUUGCCCUAUUCCUUCUUAUGUACUUCAACCAGAGUAAAGUUGCAAUGAUAAAGUUCACAGGAUAUAAGUUGCUAAACAAUAUCUCGGACAGUGGGAAGGCUUUUCUUAUCAUUUUAGUGUCAGAUAUCCUUCUAGGGUACCAUUCAGAGGCAGGUUGGCAUUCAUUGGUGGAAAUUAUUCUUGACCACUAUGGACUGGAAACCGAUCAAGCUGCAGUCACCUUUUUCGUUUGUCUGGUUCCAGUUGCCCUGGACGUAUUUAUAAAGUUUUGGGUGUACAAAUACCUUCCAAGAUUAUCACCUAGUGUGGGAAACAUCUUGGAUGAAAUAAGGCGUCACUAGGAAUUCUUUCCAUCAGGAAUUUUAGUUCCUUCCUUUAGGAAAUUGCUAGUAGAAUUUCACAAUCCAGGUAUGUAUUGACUUGCAUGUACUGUUGGCUCCUACUUGUGUUGCUGCCAAUGUUUGAUAAACAGUGAAAAAACUACCUGUGACUGAUACGGUUAUUCAUUCACCCUUCAAAUAUAUUUUUUGGUGAAAGCCCUUAAAUUA
Molecule: messenger RNA, 1865 nt
Organism: Aegilops tauschii subsp. strangulata
Lineage: Eukaryota; Viridiplantae; Streptophyta; Magnoliopsida; Poales; Poaceae
Product: protein DAY-LENGTH-DEPENDENT DELAYED-GREENING 1, chloroplastic
Cellular component (GO): membrane
Source: RefSeq, a predicted model, not a curated record